CUUGGAAGGUUUGUGGGACAGGUGACUCUGAACCAUCCCUUAGCUGUGCUGCUAUAGGUCUAGGCUGCUGGGAGACUUCCCAUGAUGCACUGAGCUCCCAUCCUCUAGUCUCUCUCAUUAACUCUGUGUCUCCAGAUCAUUAAAGUCUAGUUUAUAUGGUCAGGUAGCUCCAUCUAGUGGACAGAUGGAACUCCGCGUUGUGAUGUGGACUUUCAGGUCAGACGACCUUUGACGUCACUCUGAUGUUAUCACACGGAAGUUGUGCCGACGUAACUUCAGAUCAAAUGCACACAGACUCCAGGACUGACCUGAAAGAAAAUCUUCUUUUCUCCAAACGUUUCCUCGACACAUGAAGGUGGAACGUGACUGAAAGUUCACCUGAAGUUCUGCAGAUCUCCCAGCAGGUGAUGGAUCAGACUGAGGUCAGACAGGAGGGAGUCCCUCCCUCUAAAACCACUCCAUGUGGGGAACAUGAGAACCAGACUGGAGCUCAGAGGAUUAAGCAGCAAAGACCAGACUCUCCUGAACACAGCUGUGUGUCCUUGAAGAGCGACUUUUCUCAGCAUCGCAAUGUUGAUUUUAAAGUAGAACAACCUGCUGAUAAAAGGAUUAAGCAGCAAAGACCAGACUCUCCUGAACACAGCUGUGUGUCCUUGAAGAGCGACUUUUCUCAGCAUCGCAACGUUGAUUUUAAAGAAGAACAACCUGCUGAUAAAAGGAUUCAGCAGCAAAGACCAGACUCUCCUGAACACAGCUAUGUCUCCUUGAAGAGCGACUUUUCUCAGCAUCGCAAUGUUGAUUUUAAAGAAGAACAACCUGCUGAUAGAAGAGUUCUGCAGCAGAGCUCAGAGGUUCCUGGUGGUCGGUCUGCACAGAAACAUCAACAUGACCUGGACUCCAUAUUUAAGCUGCUGGAGGAAAACAUGAUCAGUUUUGUGAAGAACGAGCUGAAGAAGAUCCAGAAAUCUCUUAGUCAAGAUUACCUAGAAUUCAUAGAGAGCCAGAGGGAUGAUGGCAUGUUGGAGGGUGAGGAUGAAGAGCAGAGGAGGAGCAGCAGAGAUUUAUUAGUGAAGAUGACAGCGAACUUCCUGAGGAGAAUGAAGCAGGAGGAGCUGGUUGACCGUCUACAGAGGAGUAAGAGGAUUUAACAGCUUUAAGUUGAUGGAAAGAGGAAUUGGAGGAAGGUGUUAUGAUAAUGUUAUAUUUCCAGACUCUGUUAAUAUGAUGCAAAAAUCUGGAUUUCCACUGAUGAUCAAACUGAUGGAUUAAAUAAAAACUAAUAACACACUGUAAU
Molecule: messenger RNA, 1294 nt
Organism: Mugil cephalus (flathead mullet)
Lineage: Eukaryota; Metazoa; Chordata; Actinopteri; Mugiliformes; Mugilidae
Exons: 7
Coding region: 408-1148 (246 amino acids)
Source: RefSeq, a predicted model, not a curated record